AUGAAAGAUAUCGACAUUGUGGCCAUUUCAAUGUAUUUUAUUCGUUUGGGUAACAUCGUAGACAUCACCGUGGUAAUUUCUUCUUAUUUUUACCUGCAAAACUUGGAGUGUAGAUUCCAAACAUUGAACAAUUUCUGGACACAACUUCCAGACGGAUUUACGACGGUUCCCGUCAUCGUCGGUGGAUGGUCGAACCCCGAGAUCGUUAUGAUGUUGGAUAACGUUCGACGGUUACACAGUGAACUGUCCGACCUGUUGCGGAUAUUCAGUAUUAGUUUCGGACAAAUCCUCUUGGCAUUCUUCGUAUUCAGUUACAUCGAUAUAAUUUUCAAAUUUUUUAUUUCAAUUCAUUUCAUAGGACUUACUAAUUGGACAGUCAGUGUUAAUGCUGUAUUGGUAAAAUUAAUAACGUUCUUGGUGUAUUUACAAGAUUCAAUUUUUGUUAUGAGUAUUAUCAUCGCAGCCUCACGCGUGAAAGAUACGGUAAAUAUGACAGACAUUAUUGACGACACUUGUUUACAUAGUAUAUAA
Macrosiphum euphorbiae (potato aphid) is the source of this 531-nucleotide messenger RNA. The record is from the annotation of a GenBank genome assembly. Lineage: Eukaryota; Metazoa; Arthropoda; Insecta; Hemiptera; Aphididae.